AUGUUUGCCGUUAGCUCCACGCGCGUCGUCGUGAACGCCGCGAACACGUCCGGGACGAAGCGCGUCGCGGGGAAGAAGGCCGCCGCGGGCAAGCCGGGCCAAAAGAAGGGAUUCUUCGAUUGGUUGCUCGAAAAGUCCGUGCGCGAUUCCGGCGUCAUCGGCGCCGGGUACGAAGACGACCUGAAGAGCGGGCAGUACAAGCCGAAGGGCGGCUUGAACAUCUCGGAGGGCGGCUCGUUUAAGAUUUAA
Ostreococcus lucimarinus CCE9901 is the source of this 249-nucleotide messenger RNA. RefSeq lists its product with no specific name. The transcript is spliced from 2 exons. The record is from RefSeq and is a predicted model, not a curated record. The coding region runs from base 1 to 249 and encodes 82 amino acids. Lineage: Eukaryota; Viridiplantae; Chlorophyta; Mamiellophyceae; Mamiellales; Bathycoccaceae.